Cornus florida is the source of this 519-nucleotide messenger RNA. RefSeq names its product probable polygalacturonase At3g15720. Gene Ontology annotation, molecular function: polygalacturonase activity. The transcript has 3 exons. Lineage: Eukaryota; Viridiplantae; Streptophyta; Magnoliopsida; Cornales; Cornaceae. Gene Ontology annotation, biological process: carbohydrate metabolic process. The record is from RefSeq and is a predicted model, not a curated record. The coding region runs from base 10 to 471 and encodes 153 amino acids.
UUAUGUUUCAUGCAGGAACUAUCAAGCAUUUUUUCACUAUUUUGCAUUGCUUCAUUAAGCUUAGGCACUGUACUAAAAAUUGAAGCACAAAAGAUUUUUAAUGUGAUUGAUUAUGGUGCCGUCGGAGACGGCAUAACAGAUGAUUCCUUGGCAUUUGGAAAGGUAUGGAAAGAUGUAUGUGGAGAAAGUGAAAGCAUUCCCAUCCUUAAUAUACCAAUGGGGAUGACAUUCUUAUUAAAGCCUGUCAACUUCAAAGGUCCAUGCAAUUCCAUCACUGUUAAUGUUCAGGUUUUAGGAAAUAUUGUUGCACCUGAAAGUAUUUCUGCAUGGGGAGAUUAUUGUACUGAUGAUUGCUGGCUCAAAUUUGAAAAUGUGGAUGGUCUCAUCAUCAAUGGAACCGGACAGAUUGACGGCAAGGGUUCAGCUUGGUGGGGGGACCAAGUUGACCAUUUCAAUAUUUUGGUUCGUUAACAAACUACGAACCAGAUUCCCUCCAGUUCUAAACAGUGCAGUUUUGAU